Molecule: messenger RNA, 648 nt
Organism: Aphanomyces invadans
Lineage: Eukaryota; Oomycota; Saprolegniomycetes; Saprolegniales; Verrucalvaceae
Exons: 2
Coding region: 1-648 (215 amino acids)
Molecular function (GO): zinc ion binding
Source: RefSeq, a predicted model, not a curated record
AUGGUGACGUUGGGGCAAGCCCACGGCGCAUUUCCCAAGCUGAGCAAGCACUCUGGCGUCCAGCGAGACAUGGCAUUUCACAUUCGGGUCACGCUGCAGUUUUACCAAGCCACGAGCAACGGCAUCGUGACCGAGGCCAUCCUCCAGACGUUGGCAUGCCAAUUGCACUCGGUUCAGACUGCGGCAACGUGGGCAGGGUCCCUUGUGACAUCGUUGCCCACGCAGCGCGACCACAUCGGGGUCUUUUGCGACAGCUGCAAACAAAACAUUGCGGGCGUCCCGUUGGCUUUCUCGGACGUUGCUCACGUUGUUGGACUGGGUGUAGACGCUCACUACAAGUGCUUGGUAUGCCCAGCCUACGACCGGUGUGAGACGUGUGUCCUUGGCCAUCCGACGAGCCAUCCAUUCGUGCGGCUCACGCAUGCACAGUAUGGACCAUCCAACUACAUCACGCACAACCGAUCGAGGUGGACGCACCCCAACACAAAUUGCUCGUGCUGCUUUGGAUCGCCCAUCGUUGGCAUCUUGUACCGAUGCACCAUGUGCCCGUCGGUCGUGUUGUGCGAGCGAUGCCAUGCCAAGUUGGACCAUCCGCUCAUCAAGCAGGUCCGUCCAGCGUCGUCGUUUUCAUGGAAUAUCAGCAACUAA